Messenger RNA from Orbicella faveolata, 1496 nucleotides. RefSeq lists its product as uncharacterized. Gene Ontology annotation, molecular function: metal ion binding; acid phosphatase activity. NCBI's taxonomy places the organism in Eukaryota, Metazoa, Cnidaria, Anthozoa, Scleractinia, Merulinidae. The record is from RefSeq and is a predicted model, not a curated record.
UUUCUUUGGGCUAUUUUCUAAAUAUAAACAGUGGCUGGUGACACAUGUGCACUUGUAUCUUGGCUUGAGCGACAUUUGUUUUCAUUUCAGGCAAUGAGUCCUAUUCACCAUUUCAACACAUCUCCACCUGUUGGCUCAGCAAAUACGUUUACUGCCUUGGUGUAUGGAGACAUGGGAGUAUCACCAGUACCGCGAGCUUAUAAGACAGCUGAGUAUGCAACACAAGAAGCUAUGAAUGGAACAGCAGCAUUUGUCUUUCAUAAUGGCGAUAUUUCAUAUGCAAGGGGAUUUGCCUACAUUUGGGAGCAAUGGCAUGCUGUAAUUGAGCCGUAUGCUACCAUCCUUCCAUAUAUGGUGGGUAUUGGAAACCAUGAACAGGACCACAUGAAGGGAGGGUCCAAAGAUCCCAGUGGGGCCCCUGGAGAAGGCUUCCAUCCUUGGUGGGCACCAGGAUAUGGGGUUGACUCUGGUGGCGAGUGUGGGGUGCCAAUGUACUACCGCUUUCACAUGCCUGAUAAUGGAAAUGCAGUGUGGUGGUAUAGCUUUGAUUAUGGCAGUGUCCACUUUAUGAUGAUGAGUACAGAGCAUAACUUUACACAAGGAUCACCGCAGUAUGAAUGGAUGGAAAAGGACUUGAAGAAUGUGAACCGCUCCCUAACUCCCUGGAUUGUGAUUGCAGGUCACCGAGCCAUGUACACAAGUCAAAUAGAGAUAGGGGACUACAUCAUCUCGAUUGGCAUGCAGGAGGCGUUCGAGCCGCUCUUAUAUGAAUACAAGGUCGAUCUCGCCUUCUGGGCUCAUUAUCACAGCUACGAGCGGACAUGCCCGGUGUAUCUUCAAAAAUGUACCCCAGGGGCACCUGUGCAUAUCGUAGUGGGAACGGCAGGAAAGAAUCUAGACACGGAGGAUUAUUUCCCUAUGAGCUGGUCGUUAUAUCACGAGAAUAAUUAUGGAUAUGGCCGGUUGACGCAGGCAAAUCGUUCGGCGCUGCACUGGGAAUGGGUUGAGAAUACCAGUGGAGUUGUCAAGGAUCACGUGUGGCUGACAAAAUGAUUUGUCUUUUCCAUUGCGCAUGUUUGAUACACGAAAGAUGAACAGUUUGCUGUAGCUUAUAAUAAAUUCAAUCACCCCUCCUUAACUUACUUUACUUGUAAGUUAUGUUGCUUCCACUUUGAUAUCAUUGAAGUCAAGUAGAAGUUUUGAUUUUUGCUUCCUUUUCAAAAGGCAUAUCGUGUCAUUUCAAGUGGCAAUUAUUGUGGCAGGCUGCGAGGUCUUUGAGUGUUGGCUUCAGUGAUGUGUCAACAAAGUCCAGUACAGUGAAACGUUCCGUGGACGACCUCGGUCGCUUUCUUUAUAUGGGAAAUAGUCACUUAGAAGUUUACAUAAAAUAAUUUGCCUGGUCAGGCUUGAAUGUUCCAUUUGUAUUUGCUCAAAGUGUAUUUGAAAUUAAAUUUAUACAUUUUUGUAGGAAAAUAAAAGACUUGGAUGCGAUUGUA